Caenorhabditis auriculariae is the source of this 1926-nucleotide messenger RNA. The record is from the annotation of a GenBank genome assembly. NCBI's taxonomy places the organism in Eukaryota, Metazoa, Nematoda, Chromadorea, Rhabditida, Rhabditidae.
AUGGAAGACUCCGGGGAAAUGACGGAAACCGUUGAUGAACUGCUGGACGAUGUAAGGAAGAAAGUGACGGACUAUUUGAACGAUUCUCCCUUGAACUUUCGCCCACACGAUCUUUUCCUCUACUUUGAGGUUUCUUAAAUGUUACUUUUUUGAUGAUGCUAAUGAUGAUGCGUUGUAGGACGACAAUAUUGUGGCAGAGGAAGACUUAGAUCUGACUUUUCCGGAGUUUCGAAAGAAGUACGCGACCGACGAAGAAAAACAAGAUGAGAUGAUUGAUUCGCUGAAGAAAACAUUGCUUCUGGGAUCAGUUUACGUCGAUAAUCUCUCAAUAAGUGCGUUUUUCUUUCGGAUCAAGCUCUGAGUGGAGAUUUCAGGCACGAUAAUUGGGUUUUGUCGCGAUUUGAUGAGCAUUCCCGAGGCCUUGGCCAACUACCCAGGCUUUCCGAAAGCUCCGUCGACAAGUUUUCGCCAUUUUUUCGUCAAAUCUUUUGGCGAACGGUCUUCUACUACAAGAGAUGAAGAUAUAAUGGUAAGUAUGGACAUUUUUACCAGAAAAAUAAUCUUAAAAAGACUUUUCAAUUUUCUUUUUUUAGGAUCGAUUGAACAAAUUAACGUCAGAACGGGUUAUAGAUCAUUUGUCGGGAUGGCGCGAUGAAGUUGUUUUUUAUUUCUGAACUUGUCCAUAGAAAACGUUUUGCAGGUCUCUCAGUACAUCGAAGAUCUCGAAAGGUUCGAAGGAGAGUUUGGAAUGGAGUUGAGCUCAAAACAGAAGGAACGGAUCCAUUUGUACGUGGAACGAAGCACGUCGUUAGUGAACCAAAUCGAACAGAAAAUUGAUACCAAGGUUUUUUUUUUAAAUCAAACAGCUUUCGUUCUGAUUGCCAAAAUUUAGAAAGAGUCGGCAUCUGAAGACGAGCAAGUUUGGCUGGGAUUUCGGGAGGUUUCGCGUUUUUUUUUUGUUUUUCGGCCAAUAUCAUUACAUUUCAGCGCUAUACUGUUUCACUUGACGAACAGAUUUUUCUUGGUAUUUUUUUUAUUUUCUUUAUUUUGCAGGCAAUGCUGGGCAGUUUCUCUCACCUGCCUCGCGGAGAACAAGAAUCCGCGUGUCGCGAAUUGUUCGAGAAAACGGAUUCGCGCGUGCGAACAGAGUUGGGAAGACACGCGAGUGGGAUCGGCACUUCGAAGGCUCCGUCGGCGAAGAAACGUCGCCGGAUCGAGUUCUCGCCGUUCGUCAGAAAAUCGUCCUCCGUUCCACGCUCAAAUUCCGUUUCUUCGACGAACUCCUACAGCAAGGUGAGGUCCUAAAACUCUGGUCUAAUGAGAAUUCGACGAAAGUUAUUCCUUGGACUUUCCCUUUUCAUAUUGUCUUCUUACCUUUUUGAACGAGACCAUUUUCAAAAGGUUUCAUAGUCCAGCUGGGUCUUUUUUUCUAUUGAUUUUUAAUGAAUUUCAUCUUCAGAAUAUUUAAAAUGGCAGCUCUGUUUUUAGUAAGAAAAUUUUUUUCAAUAGAAAAUUCGCUAAAUUUGGCUCUUGAGCCUGUAAAAUCGAGACUGACUCGAGAGAAAAAUGAAGAAAAUAUCAGUUAAUAUUGAUGAAAAAUGACCUUGAAUAAGCAAAAUAGUCUCAUCACUGUCUCCCUUUGAGUUCUAUAUAUUCACUUCUCUCUAAAGUGUAUGUUCGAAGGUGCGGUUGGAAAGUCGAGAGCCGUCGUUCUCGCCCGGCUCAUCUUCAUACACGAAAGAAGAAGAAGAAAAGACGCCUUCUCCUAGGGCCGAAGAACAGAAUAUCGCGCCCACAACGUCGCCUUCUUCCAUGAAAAACCACAAGGAACCGUCAGCGACGUCUUCGAUUUCGCUCUCGGAAAAGCGCGUCCGCAAAAAGUCGAAACUACUUGGCGACGACUUCGCUCUUGGUAAAAUCUCAUGA